This is a messenger RNA of Quercus robur (English oak), 1808 nucleotides long. RefSeq names its product dimethylnonatriene synthase-like. The record is from RefSeq and is a predicted model, not a curated record. The transcript is spliced from 2 exons. Lineage: Eukaryota; Viridiplantae; Streptophyta; Magnoliopsida; Fagales; Fagaceae. Gene Ontology annotation, molecular function: monooxygenase activity; oxidoreductase activity, acting on paired donors, with incorporation or reduction of molecular oxygen; heme binding. The coding region runs from base 76 to 1632 and encodes 518 amino acids. Gene Ontology annotation, biological process: defense response to other organism.
AAAAGGACACAAGUGGCUUCUAUAAAUGCACAUCAAAUCUAAUAUCACUUGCCAUCCCAAGAUCUAAAGACCACCAUGGAGAUUUCUUCUCAUAUCCAAACCAUUUUUGGGCUUUUUGUUAUGCUAGCAAUCUAUACUAUCCUAAAAAUUGCAUCAAAAACCAAGAAGGCUUACACCAAACGCAUCGAAAUCCCUGAACCAGCUGGGGCAUUGCCCUUCAUAGGCCACCUCCAUCUUCUAGGAAGCCAAAUCCCAGCUGCCCAAUCUCUUGGAGCCAUUGCCGAUAAAUUUGGCUCAUUCUUCUCGCUCAAGAUCGGUUUCCACCGAUUCAUAGUAGUGAGUAGUUGGGAAAUGGCAAAGGAAUUCUUAGCCACCAAUGAUAGAACUUUUGCUACAAGGGCAAGCAUAGCGGCUGGGAAAUACAUGGGUUACAACAAUGCUGUUUUAGCUCUUGCUCCUUAUGGUCAAUAUUGGCGUGAUGUAAGAAAGAUGGCCACUCUUGAGCUUCUCUCAAGCCAUAGGCUUGAAAAGCUCAAGCACGUAAGAUUCUCAGAAGUGGAGUCUUUGAUUAAAGACUCGCACUUGCUUUGUACAAAUAACGAGGUGGUGACUAUUAGUAAGUUGUUUGAGCACAUGACCUUCAAUAUCAGCCUCAGGAUGAUUGUUGGUAAGCGAUUUUCAGCAACCACAUAUGGUGAAAAAAGGAGUGAGGCAUGUCGUUUUCAAAGUGCCAUCAAGGAUGCUCUAUAUCUUGCUGGCGUGUUUGUCUUGUCUGAUGCUAUUCCAUAUCUUGAAUGGAUGGACUACCAAGGGCAUAUAGGUUUCAUGAAGAGAACAGCUAAGGAACUUGACUCGGUGCUUGAGAUUUGGCUUAAUGAACAUCUCCAGAAACAAUUAGAGCAGAAGAGUGAUGGUGAAAGCGAUUUCAUGGACGUGAUGCUAUCGAGCUUUGCAGAGGAUGCUGAGAUUUCUGGGCAUACACGCGAUACCAUCAUCAAGGCAAAUGCACUGAUUCUCAUCCUUACAGGAGCAGGAAGCACAGCUACUACACUAACAUGGGCACUCUCCCUACUUUUGAACCACCCAAGUGUGCUAAAGGCUGCCCAAGAAGAGUUAGAUAUGCAUGUAGGGAAAGAUAAAUGGGUGGAAGAAUCAGAUAUCCAAAACUUAAAAUACCUCCAAGCCAUUGUUAAGGAAACCUUACGUCUGUACCCACCAGGUCCCCUUACAGGAGUACGUGAGGCCAUGGAAGAUUGUACUGUUGGUGGCUAUUUUGUUCCAAAGGGCACUCGUUUGCUCAUUAAUAUAUGGAAGUUGCAACGAGACCCACGUGUGUGGUCGAACCCAUCUGAAUUCCAACCAGAGAGGUUUUUGACAACUCAUGCAGACAUUGAUGUUCGGGGUCAAAAUUUUGAGUAUAUUCCAUUCAGUUCUGGUAGAAGGUCAUGCCCUGCAAUCACAUUUGGCUUGCAAGUGGUUCACUUGGCACUAGCUCGUUUGCUUCAAGGAUUUGAUAUCACACCCAUGGCAGGUGUGAAGGUGGAUAUGCGUGAAGGACCAGGAAUUGCAUUACCUAAGGUCGAUCCAUUGGAUGUUAUACUCAAGCCUCGGCUUUCGAUGGAGCACUAUUAAUGGAUGUGAAGCUAGUACUUAAAUUUGAAGGUUAUCAUGAAAAUGUACUCUUAUUUGGGAAAAUUAUUUAGUACCCGUAGAAUAUAGUGACAUGGUAUUUCAUCAUCUCACAUUAAUAAUUAUUUCAUGUCUUUGUAGAAGUGUUAAAUAACUAUUGGCUUAGUAUUGUGGCUUAA